This is a messenger RNA of Humulus lupulus (European hop), 2114 nucleotides long. Its product is annotated as SWI/SNF complex subunit SWI3A. The transcript has 7 exons. Lineage: Eukaryota; Viridiplantae; Streptophyta; Magnoliopsida; Rosales; Cannabaceae. The record is from RefSeq and is a predicted model, not a curated record. Bases 152 to 1870 code for a protein of 572 amino acids. Gene Ontology annotation, molecular function: protein binding.
UAAAAGCCAUCUUGGCUUAUGUUUUUUUCUUCAUCCUUGGGACUGCUUCAAUUCCAAUUCGAAGUCCUACUACACCUUAAUCAGAAUACAAAACCCUAAAAAUUCUUACUAAUUUGAAACCAAUAAGUAACUUUCAUGCUCUUAUUCUUGUAUGAGUCAGAUAGUUAACGAUUCAGCCUGGUCCGAGAUGGAACAGCUUGCACAACAAGACCCGGACCCUCAUCAUGUCCGACCCGAACAACCGGAGCUCGACCUCUACACCAUUCCAAGUCACUCCAGUUGGUUUUUGUGGGACGAAAUCCAUGACACUGAGAGAAUUUAUCUGAAAGAGUUCUUUGAUGGAAGCUCAUUCUCCAGAACGCCCAAAAUUUACAAAGAGUAUAGGGAUUUCAUCAUCAACAAGUACAGAGAAGAUCCAUCUAAAAGGCUUACGUUCACAGAGGUUCGUAAAUCUCUGGUGGGUGAUGUUAAUUUGCUCCAUAGGGUUUUUCUUUUUCUUGAGAAGUGGGGUUUGAUUAACUUAGGUGCAUCUUCGGGUGAUGAAGAUGGUUCUGAGGUUUUGGUUGAAGAGGGGUCUAAUGUUAAGAUCGAAGAAGGAGUGCCAAAUGGAAUUCGGGUGGUCGCAAUGCCGAAUUCGAUCAAACCCAUUACAGCUCAAGCUACUUUGAAGAAUAAGACGGAACCAGUUGAUAAUGGAGUUAAAUUGCCUCCUCUUUCAUCGUAUACAGACCUUUUUGCUGAUUUAAUGAAGCAGAAGGAGCUGGUUUGUGGCAACUGUGGUGAUCGUUGUACUUCUGGAUACUACAAGUGUACCGAGGGUGAUUUCUUGAAUUGCACCAAGUGUUUCCAAAAUGAAAGUUAUGGGGAGAAUAAGUCUGUUGAAGGUUACACAUUUAUUGAGUCCAUUCAAGACAGUGGUCAUCAUGAAGCUGUUUGGAAUGAAUCUGAAACGCUGCUUCUCUUGGAAUCUGUUAUGAAGUAUGGGGAUGACUGGGAGCUUGUUGCUCAAAAUGUUCCCACCAAGACCAAACUUGAUUGUAUUGCCAAACUCAUUGAGCUACCUCUUGGGGAGAUUUUGGGUUCUGCUACCCAUAAAAAAGUUAAUUCCAAGGAUGUCAAUGGCAACUUGAACAGUUCGAAGCAGGUUGAAUCAAUCUCAUCCGAGAAUCAAGAGAUUGUCAAUACUGGGGAACAACAGGAUGAGAAGACACAUGUGGGUGAACAGAAUGGAGAUACCGUAGAACAUGAGCCUCCUCUAAAAAGACAACGAAUUGAUCCCCUAUCGAGUCUUGGUGGUUCACUGAUGAAACAGGUAGCUCUUUUGUCAACUGAGGUUGGUCACCAUAUCACUGCUGCUGCAGCUGAGGCUGCUGUUACUGCUUUAUGUGAGGAGAUUUCAUGUCCAAGGGAGUUAUUUUACGGUGAUGAUGAUUCAGUAACUAAUGAGUUACAAACUCUGAUUUCAGAUACUGAGAGAGUCUUGGAGGUUGAAGAUUCAAAGAUGGAAGGAGGGCCUACUCAAUCAGAUAAUCAUGGCAAGCCAGUUGAGAAAGAUGAUAUACCACUGACAUUGCGAGUUAGAACCGCUGUUGCAACAGCGCUUGGCGCAGCUGCUGCUCGUGCAAAAUUACUGGCUGAUCAAGAAGAAAGGGAGAUUGAACAUCUAGUGGCAACCAUAGUUGGCUCUGAGAUGAAGAAGUUGCAUUGCAAAAUCAAGCAUUUUGAAGACUUGGAGGUGAUGAUGAAGAAGAAGCAUGCUGAAAUGGAGGAAAUGGAAGAUAUUCUUCUAGAAGAGCGAAUUAAUGUUUUACAACAGGCAUUUACUGCUGGUAUACCUAGAUGGAAGGAUCACCCUAUUGUUAAAUCUUAGGAUGCAUCUAUAUUCUCUUGUAGUAGUAGGAGGAGCCAAAAUAGUCAACAAUCUAAUCCUAUGCAUUCUCGAAGCUUCCCGCACUUUUCAAUCCAUUAACAUAGAAAAGAAAUGCUUGUACUUCUACAAACACAGUUGGACAUGUAUAUCAGGGGUGAACUGUUUGUAACUAGUAAAAAUGCCAUAAUUUGGAGAUAAGGUUAAUGACCCAUUAAUUUAGCAGAAGAAUGAAAUGGUUUUACAA